Wyeomyia smithii (pitcher-plant mosquito) is the source of this 8489-nucleotide messenger RNA. RefSeq names its product kinesin-like protein CG14535. Bases 1442 to 6544 code for a protein of 1700 amino acids. Gene Ontology annotation, biological process: microtubule-based movement. Gene Ontology annotation, molecular function: microtubule binding; ATP binding; microtubule motor activity. The transcript has 14 exons. The record is from RefSeq and is a predicted model, not a curated record. Lineage: Eukaryota; Metazoa; Arthropoda; Insecta; Diptera; Culicidae.
UCGGAUCGGGUUAACUUUGGUUUUGCUUCGUUAUUCUCUCGCGGUUCAGCGGGAGUUUCGGCACAGUGCGCGCGCGUUUCGUCGGUUUGAUUGGUUCGAACGUUGUUUGUUUUUAUUGAGUUUUUCGCAGCCUCUGCCCGGGCAACUGGAUACUAGGGGUGUACCCAUGGUGCAAGUGAUUGAUCUGGUAUCGGAUUAUACACACAAGCAUGCAGACUUUGAUGAAGCGGCAGCGCAAUGAAAUUAAGACCUCCGAUACCUAAUCACCUGUUCGACGGGGUUCGAUAUAAAACAGCGUAAUAUGUUAGCGAUUCAGCGGGUUGCGAUACGUGGUGGUUGCGGUAUUAUUCCAAUGGGGUUGCCGAAGUUUAUGGAAUGCAAAAAUUCAGGCAUAUAAAUGAGAUUUGAAGAUUGAUGUGAGCGAUGAGUGCAGCUCGCUGUGGCGCGACAUAUGUGGAAAAUAAUAAGCAAAUACUUUUCUACAUGUUCAUCGUUAACAGUGGUUCACACGACGUGCGCGCGAGUGUGAAUGAAGAUGUGUGAAUGCAAGGAUCCAAUUAAAUUCAUUUUUGAGGACAAUGACACUGAGGUUGUACGAGGGAAACCAAAGGUCGAACAAGGACAUCAUUUAUCCGACUGGUGAAUGCACUCAGGGUGCGCAUUGAAGUGACGUUGUUUUGCGCUGGAAGUAUAGGAAAAAUAGCUCCACAGUAUCUUGAACUGGGCACGCGCGUGCAGGCGCGAGGAAGACGAUAAAAAGCAUCACGCUACUUUUUUCAGCUGAGCUUAUCACUUUAUGUGAUUUUAAUGAAGUCGUCCCUACGAAGACUGUGUCUCCAUUUCGGAAAAAAACCUUCCGCUAGUGAUAGCAUGGGAGUGCAUCACGAUGCACGGGUUUUUAUACAGUGCGUCGUUAGUGCGUAUUAUUUUUUAGGUGUCCCAGUUUGCGCUGGUAUGGAACGAAACAAAGUUUCAUGGGGCCAUUGUUGUGGUGGUUUUCAAAAGCGGUAAAUGUGGAACAAAAAUGCUAGUUUUAUAUGUUUUUAUUUUCAAUUUAAUUAAGUUUCUCCCGGCGGCCCAAGUAUGUGUUCUAUUGCGCACUGAAUUGUAUAGCGCGGUGAAGAAAAGCCGUCCCUCCGUCGAGUACAUACAGCGAGUCAGACGACGAGGCGCUGCUUUGAGUGUAAUUAAAAUUUUUUAAUUGUGCAUAAUUAAUAAUUUCCAUCAAAUUUGCACCGAGACAGUGUAGAACGCGACGAAACAAGGUAGUGAACGGCGUGCAAAGUAGUCGUGAAGCUGGAAUUUAGCACCCUCACGGUUUGCGCGAGGGGUUCAACUUGUGGAUGAAAGGCAUUAAGAAUCUACAGAGUCCAUGGACAACUGUCGGUUUUAAUCGUCCCCAAGCUGGGCCUUCUUCCAACGCUUCAAACUUCGGGCGGGAAUGGACCGCAAGAAUGGAACAAAGAUGCGACCUCCGCUGGCAGCAGCAGCAACAGCAUCGUCAACAACGCGCCGAAAACUGCCCGUCAAAACAAACGUCUCGUGCGUGAUCCAACCGCCAGCGUCCGGCCUAAACGAGACAGAAAUGAGCAAAGGCAUGUGCACGCCCAGGGCGGAAAACACGAUGCAGCCCACAUUCGCCUCCGUGCAUCGUCCCCGCCAGAUUGGUACGGUAGCAGCCAUUCGGCGGACCGGAUCACAGUCAAAGGCGUAUUCAAUACAUCACCAACAGCAACAGCAAAAAUAUGCCGGUACCGUGCACUGUCGUCCUGAUGGUGCAACUUCCAGCGUCCUCGGAACCGGAAAGAUUGACUCUCUGAAUGAGAACAAUGCUGGAAUAUUUAAUCAACCGGCUGCUGCAGUGCUGCCACUGCCUGUCCAAAUACCUGAUCCAUAUGCUAAUUCAACACCACUAUAUGGACGUCACCAGCUGUUGACUCACAAACUGCAGGUACAAUCCCAACAUCACCAGCAACAGCAGAAUCUUGAUACGUCCCUGUCACAAAAGGCUGAUUAUCUACAACAAAACAUUUCAAAGCAGAGCACGAAUCAAAGGUAUUCGCUAGCAGGGACGAAUCAAAGUAAAGUCAGUGCAGCGACUAGUCGCCUGCCAAAACAGCAGUUCUGCAAAAUGUCGCCUAAAUUGCUAAACGAAAUUUACGAAAAGCACUUGUUGAGUCAGACGGUGUUUGAUGGGUUCGAAACGGCGAACAAGCAGCUUCCAAUGUUAGACGGAACUAACAGAGAAAUCCGUCGAGUAGUCAUGACGAAACCAUCGGGAUCGAUGGGCCAUCAGCAGCAACAGCAACAGCAAAAUCAGUCCAAUAAAUUGUCCAGAGGAGACAACAGCGACAAUUUAUACGAAUUGAUUCCAAGCAAUUAUCAUAUCUACGAAAAAAUCGAUUCCAGCGCCAAGCGAGCCUCCAGGGUGGAACAGUACGUAAGACCGCCGCCUCCACUCCAGCCUCGUCCAAAGUCACUCCCAGUGGAAACCAACCUAUUUGCGAUUUCCAGCCAGCUAAAGCCUUCGACAAUUCAAAAUGUCCCUGCAAAUUAUAAGCGAAACAUGAGCCUCGUUUCGCCCUACAGACUGUCUAGCUUGGACACUCUGCGGACCACGAAAAGCCCUACCGACUCCGGUGCCAAUGGUGGCGGGCUUUCCCCGAUUGCGGAAAAACCCACCGGUGCCAGCGGAUCGGCCAUUCCCGUCUAUGGUGGUGGCCUCAGUGCCAACGGUGGACCUGCUGCUCAUAAAUUACUCAUUACUGCGGACAAGAUCAACAUCGCCCUGGAGACAGCGAAAGCACUGGCGACGGCAGCAUACAUCGAAAGGGCUGCACAACGCCUAGCUUCGGGCAGUGCGAUCCAACACCACCAGCAGCAGCAGCAACAGCAACAGCAUCAACAAAGCCAACAUUCGAGCACAAACAUGAGUGGAUCCGUCAACAUUGGAGGCGUGGGUGCGGUGGCUGAAGUCAGUGGCUUCUGUGGUGCAAUUCAUCGGACGCCACCACCCGUGCCUGCCGGAUUGUCUCGAAGGAUGGCAAACCGGGAAGUGGUCGGACUAGGCAAGGUCAAGGUAAUGCUUCGGGUUUCGGAUGACCCACCCAAAGCGGCUGCUCAGGCCGGCAGCCAGGAAGAAACACAAACUGCAACCGUACAGUCCGCGUCGGCUGGCGGUGGUGGCAGCAGCAGUUAUCUAACGGUGGACAAGAAGAAACGCCAGGUGACGCUGUGUGAAACGCAAACAAACCUCGCCAGCAGCAGUGCAGCGACGCCGGAGCGUGGCCCAAUGGUAUCAGCACCGAAAAUGUUUGCAUUCGAUGCAUUAUUUACGACCGAGGACUCCCAGCACGACAUUUGCGGGAGUGCGCUAUCGGAAGUAAUACCGGCGGUACUGGAAGGAUCGGACGGAUGUUUGCUGUCUCUAGGAUAUCCGGGAGCAGGGCAAUCACGCACCAUGUUCGGCACGUUGGCAUCGGCUCCGUCGGACCUUGGGGCCAUCCCGUGCGCCAUCGCCUGGCUGUACAAGGGAAUUAAUGAGAAACGUCAGAAAUCGGGCGCGAGAUUUUCCGUCCGCGUCAGUGCACUGGGCGUGAACGCCACCAAACCGGGCUCAUCGUCAAGGGAUUUACUGGCCGGUCAUGCGACAGAAUCAGAUGACUCACCGGGGAUGUAUUUGCGGGAUGACUUCCUUGGCCGACCGACGGAGCUGCGAGCCCCGACGGCGGAAAGGGCAGCGCUCUUCCUGGAUCUGGCUCUCGCGGGACGAGCGCAGGGCAGCAGUAACCUGGAGCCGGCACUAAUUUAUACCCUGCACGUCUACCAAUACAGCUUGUCCGGCAAACGGGGUGUGGAAGGUGGUCGCAGCCGGUUGCAUCUGAUCGAUUUGGGAGGUUGCGCCAAUCGAAGCGGAGGGCUGCCACUGUCCGGCAUCGGUAACGUUUUACUGGCGAUACUCAGCGGCCAGAAGCAUCCACCCAACAGGGAUCAUCCCCUGACGCCACUGCUGCGGGACUGUCUGGCGCCACUAACUUGUCAUGUGGCAAUUGUUGCCCAUGUGGUACACUCACAGACUCACACCGAUACUCUAACCACAAUUCAGUUGGCGUCUCGCAUCCACCGGAUGCGAAGACGAAAACCCCGUCAUCAUCUCUUUGUUGAUCGGGGCGUAGGUUUGAACGGUUCCUCCGGUCACCAAUCCGGUGGUUCCUCCGAAGGUCCCGACCCGUCAAGUUCGGACUUUUCGCAGGACACCGUAAUCUACAUGGGACCAUGCGACGAUCCCACCGACGGAGAGCAUCCUCCAGUUUAUCUGCCGAGCCUGAACUCCGGAGACAACCGUUGCGCUAUGAACAAAGCCCUGAAAGGCUCGGUCGCCGAGAAACCUACUCCGGCUGUUACAGCCUCACCCCAGAAAAAGAAAAUCUCUUCCACUUCCAAGCGUAAGAGCGAAACCUUGCCCCAUCCUAUUAGAUUGAAUUAUUUCAAUACCUAUUCUUGCCCCCUUGCAGCUCAAAUUCCUGCUCCAGCACCGAUCCCCAUACGCACCGACAGCCUGAAGCGGAAUCAAAGCUACAGCCAGCAGGCCUCCGCCGGGCCGGAGCUGGUGGCUAACGUGAUUCAAAUUGCAUCUCAGCAUGCCUCACCGAAAGUGGUUGCCGGAGCCUUCAAGCACAUCACCAACAUUAGUAAAGGUUCCAACAUUCCCACCCCCAAAGGAUCCCCUCUCAGGCGACCAAAUCCACCAGCAACAGGUUCCACCUCCGCCCGGGAAAGUCCUUCUCGGCAGGUAAGCGAAGAAAAAUGGAUCGAUGGCCCACGGAUGUCUAAAUCCAAAGUCCACGAAGCCCGUCACUUACUGAGAGAAAUCAACCACGUUAAAAACCACGAAACAUGGGUCGAUGGACCAAAAACGGCCAGUGCUACCCAGGUUUACCUUCCCCCGGGCAGCCAUGGCGGCCAAGCUUACGGUUUCAUGGAUAACCACAAAAAGUCUAUGAUUCGACAGUGGGUUGAGAAUCAGUCUAUGCAGCUCUUGCAGCAAUCAGUGUCAGCCAACAACUCACCCGCUCACAGCAGACACCAGAGCUAUAAUCUACCUAGGUUUAGGCCGAGUAAAUCGGACGAAGACGGUUUCAUACUAGAGCUGGACACCAGGCAAGAGGAACUGGUGAACCCAAUUGCUUUCCGUGGAUUUACUGCCACCAGUGGAGUGUUAAACAGUUCCGAGAGUCAUGUUCGGACGGGACUGAAGCAAGCCUACAGUCUAGACAACCCGGAAGUUCAAUCAAUGAGUCCAGUUUACGCCACGACUGCAGCUCACACCACCACCUUGAUGGCUACCACAGCGGCAGCUACCACCACCAACGCCACUGCUCCCACAGUUAACGACAAUCAUUCCGAACGAUCGCAUCCACCAUCUUCGCGUGCUAGUGAUAAACCUGCUAGCAAACACGGUGACAGCCAAGAGGAGGAAGAUCAGGAUAGCGGCCCUUCGGAAGUUCCGCCGGCGUUACCACUGAUGGAUCCUCUCGGUUCGCGGGAAAUCUCCCACGAAAGUAUUCACCGCCUGUGCUCGAGACAUGUGUCUCGCGACAACAUGAGUGUUCACAGCCACAACAGUCACAAUGCCGGCAUGAUGGAUUGUGGUCUCCAGGUUACCGAGGAUGAAAUCGCCAGAACUAUGGGAGGAGAGCAUCCGCUUAGUGCACUAAGCCAUGGUGAACUGUCAGUCGUGUCAAGUUUCAACGUUGGAGGAGACGUUUUCAGCGAUUGUGUCAUUGGUGAUAGCAUGCGAAACCAGUUCGACCAACUGGCACGACUGAGGGAGAUCUUCACAUCACAACUGGCAAUGGCCGAAGUGACGCCCGCCUUCCGACUAGGUGACGCUGGCAGCGUUUACAGUGAACCGGCAUAUCGCUUUAAUACCGGCCCGGCUAGCGUUUGCAGUGAACCCGCGUACCGUCCACCCAGCCCUCGGUGUCGAGAUUGUCGCCAAUCGCUAAACCUGUCGCGCACACCCAGCCAAAGUUCGUUGCCAAGUUUAACGGGGAUCGUUGCGAUUGCCGGUAUGGAGCAGUACGCUUCGUUACGACAUCCGGACGGCGCCUCGGAUCCCAAUUUGCCAAAGCUGGAGAAAAACACCGACCCGUUGCUCGACCCGGAGGAGCACAUUCGGGAGAACCCUCUCGCCGAACUUGAUGACCAUGAAGCCCUCAAAGGAAGCAGUUCUAUGCUGGCACAGCAAUCUCUUCCCACACUACCUCUGCUUCCACUCUCAACUCCGGAAGCGUACGACAGUGGACAUGACUCGACACCGCGUACUUCCAAGCAUUCGGGCAUCUCGAGGAGAGCGGAAAGUGGCUACCACAGCGUAGGUACAGUGCGCGAUAGUGAUGAAUCGAGUUUUGGUUCGGCGGCCUCACGAGCCAACCAAAAAUCUAAGAAACGAAAUCGUAACGACAAAUCGCUCUGCCAUUGGCUACGGAAUCCCUUUAACUGCACCUAUCCGGACACGGAAGGGGACGUCAGUGACUUCUAGGGGCACGUGUAAUGUAGUCUUGCUUGCAUACUAGCUUAAUUUGUUUUGCAUUUUUUACCGCUAAGAAAGAGUAUAUUCUAUGCACUCGGUUAAUUUCUAAGCUAGCGUUGUCUGUUAUACCUAAAAAAAAAAAGGAAAGAACAAAAUACUAACCUAGGAAUUUGUCUAGCGAGCACCUCCCGGAAGACAAUAAACUGAAUCGCAAAGUUGGCAAACGACACAAUCGGUAGAAUGUUCUAGUUCUCCUUGAAAUAGUAGAAUCAUAGUCCUAAAGCUCUUUCCGCAUCCGCAUUGCGCCGCAUUACCUGUUUUCCACGAUGUAGGAGUACUGCUUAGGUUGGGAAUCGAUGGUGCAUCUACUUACUAUUUGUACAGUAAACAAUUUUAUAGGCUAUCAGUGUGUGCUGUCGAUUAGAUUCAACCCGUUUGAGGGAAGGGAAAGUACUCUUCAAUACUGUCCAUCGGGCCAUCGUUGCUUCUGUUUAUCUGAUUGUACUGCUAUGCAAAUUAAAUGUAUAUUCCAUUCCGUAUUCCCCUUGUUAUCUAACUAAUUACUCGAACUAAUGCAGUUCAAUUUUUUAUCGCGUGCCGCGGUUAAACCUCUCCUGAUGUGCUGAUACUAAAUUACGGUUUAGAGAAGUUUACAAAAAAAAACGUUUUAUAAAGGUUUACCAAUUCUUCUGAAUAUUAUGUAUAUCCUUAAAAUAUCGUUAAUUAUACGUGAUUUUUGGGCUUUAUGUGAAAUUACACGCUAUCGGAUUGGGAAAUUGGAAGAAAGUUGAUCAUUGUUGCUUAAAUUUUUUCGGAAAGUAUCACUAUACCAGUUCUUAGUCACAAGCCAUUCGAAAUGCUUCAUUAGGGCGGUCAGUUUUCAAUUCAAAAUUGUUCAUCCAAACCAAACCUAUGUGGGAACAACGAUAUCAUUCAAGUGCAGAACAGAAAGAAAUUUUAAUUAUCAUCAAUAGAAAUCUAAAUCUACCAACCGACGGGGUUUCCUGGCAGCAGAACCUUUCCCAGAUAUUUGCCACGUUCAGCAGAGCAUAAAUAUGUAUAAUGAAAUUAUUUGAAUGAAAAUCGAUUAGCAAAAUAAUUGCCCUGAUUUACACAUUGCAAUAAACUGGAAAAUAUCAAUCCGUUUAGUAUUUCCCGCCGCGUACCCACAUUUCCAGCAAAAAAAAACCAACACCGCAAGCGCAAACUACUGGCUGGCCUCUCCAAAACAGGCCCAGUGCCGAUAAUUAAUCAGUUAAUCAUCGACGGCGUCCCGUGGAGCAUCAUUUACCAAUAAAUGGAAAUCAUGUUCGAUUUUUCAGUCCAACCGGAGCCUGUUCGUGGUAAAAUCAAACAGCAGCAGUGCAAUAAAGCCACAGUUUUAAUAGAGUUGAAAAAUCAUCAGUCCCGCGAAAGGACCAAUUGUUUUCGAUUACCACUGCCGGAGGCGAUUAACGAGAGAACGAAAAAAAUAAAUAAAUUUGUUUUAUUUUUAAAAAAUAUAUACAAAACACACUCAGACACACACACACAUACGUACCGAGAGUGAAGGAUUUAAGCGCGGUAACGAACGUCAUAAUCGAUCGGCACAUCGGAACCACCACCCCAUUUCGCUUCUCGAUCGAAUUUUUUAAACUAUACAAAGAGAGGACCUAGAGUAAAAAAAAGCUUUUAUCGAAAUCGACUAUACAUAAGGUAAUGUGUAUCGAAACAGAAUGUGGUGGAACGGAGAAAUAAAAAUUAAGCCAGAAACAAACCAACGCAAACCAAGUAACAGAAACAACAAUAGCAUCGUAAUCGGUGAACAUUGUGCUACCAAUCAAUAUAUACCAUUGUAGGAUGGAAUUAUUAUUAUACAUAUGAAAUAUUAUUAUUGCUAUUAUAUUAUACAAUAUUAUUAGAGAAAUGGGAAGAAUGGUCAUUGGAAUAAAACGAGAAAAUAAUUUUAUAUGAA